AUGGAUGGACUGUCGUUAUUCUGCUACGGUCCAACUGUCUCUCCGGACGUUGUAUUUGAAGUUCUAGAUACAGAUCCAGACAGUUCUAAUCUUCACAUAUACAAGGCGAGAUUGCCUGAUCACAAACAGGUUGCUGUUCGGAACGCAAGCUACUCUGCAGUCAUCCCACAUCAGGGGGACUAUGUGGAUGGUCUCUUGGUCGAUGGACUUUCCGACCAAGACCUCCGGCAUAUGGACUACUUUGAAGGCUACGAGUUCGCUUCCGUUCCCGUAAAAGUACAGCUUCUUGAUCCAAUUGACAUACGCCACGGCGACCACGAUGGAAGAACCGAAAUCAACAACACAACCUUCAAAGCCGGUCUUUGUUACAUAUGGAAUGACUCUUACGACCGUCUGGAGUUGUAG
Molecule: messenger RNA, 405 nt
Organism: Ogataea parapolymorpha DL-1
Lineage: Eukaryota; Fungi; Ascomycota; Pichiomycetes; Pichiales; Pichiaceae
Exons: 2
Coding region: 1-405 (134 amino acids)
Source: RefSeq, a predicted model, not a curated record